AUGAACCACCGAGAUCAAUCCGACAUGGCCUCCGCCCCUUCCUACCCGUCUCCAAACGGUGCUCAGAUGACCCAGGGCGGGAUGCCGUAUUACAGCAAUCGCCAAAUGACAACCGACGAGCUUCUUUCUGCUGAACUAUCACGCGAAGCGUCUGGGCCAGGGCUAGGAGAUGGCUCGAAUAACGGAGUUCAUCAUAAUCAAGGCAUGGUUCUGGGCUCUUCCAACGCAGGAGACAUGGGUCGCCCCUCAUCCGACGAUCAACAUCAACACCAGCACAUGCUGCAGUUCACCCCCAGCCAACAAGUCGGCGUCGAUCCAAACCAUGAUUUGAGCUAUGGAGAACAAAGUGCGCGAAAGAGAUCGAAGAUUUCGCGCGCUUGUGAUGAAUGCCGGCGCAAAAAGGUACGAUGUGACGCGAGCUCUGAAACUGGUCUCGAGACAUGCUCGAAUUGUCGUCGCCUGGGUGUUGUCUGUCAAUUCAGUCGCGUCCCGAUGAAGCGAGGACCUAGCAAAGGUUACAUUAAGGAACUUGCCGAACGACUCCAUACCCUCGAAAGCCAGAUGCAGCCCGGAAUUGUUCAACCUGAUGUCCCAUACCAGUCUAUGAAUGAAGUGUCUCUGCCGCGAGGCUACCAGGACUUUGCUUCACCACCUGUCGAAUCGGGCUCCGCCAACCGCAAGAGAACAUACUCUGUAUUUGAAGGGCUGCCAAGUUCAUCAUUUGCGCAGCCAUCAUUCAACAGCCGCGGUCCGCAGAGUGCUUUCGAUGCACCUGAUUCCACCACAGAUCCCUACAACCCAGUUGCUGCUAACGCCGGCGCCUCCAAGCCGGCUAACCUCUUUUGGACCCCAACCGGCAAUGAGCAAGAUCUGCCGACUGGCCUGGAGAUCACCGACUUGCACAAGCAUGAAGGUGAUGACGACAUGUCGCCGGUCUCUCUUGACGAGGGAGCCCUUGAUGCCUACUAUCAAAAGGUGCAUACAAUAUUCCCAAUCCUUCCUCACACCAGGGAGCGAACCCUGGAACUCCUGCACCAAUGCAAUCGAGAGGCACAAGAAAUCUUUUGCUACGCACUUUACACCGCGACUCGCACCGACAUGUCUCGAGUCAUGGGCGGAUUUGAGCGCGUCACCUCGUUUGACAAUGCCCAGGAUUUGGUGCUUUACCACACCCGCCAGCCGCUCAUUGUCCACUCCACAGCAGUCAACCUAAUCUGGUUGCAAACUCUUAUUCUGAUGAUCAUAGACUGCGACCAGCGUGGGCCUGACAACAUCGUCCUGAAAGAUGGUAUUCCAAAGCACAUCUUGGUUCAAGCAGCUAACAAGCUUGGCCAUGACUUGGCCAAGAACCAGGGCCAGCUGAAGCAGAAACGUGUCUCAGAUCCCGAUGUUGAUUCCGACGCCAAUUUGACACGACGCAGUUGGGUCUCAUUGAUCAUCUUGACCCGUUGGUAUGCUAUCAGUUUGGCAGAUACGACCGUACUUGGGGGCCAGGAGAUCGGCGGACGUGAAGAUGAGAGAGUAGUUGGCAAUAUCACAAUGGGCGUUGCUUCAUUUUCAACCUUUUUGAUCGAACUGGUUACCAUGGUUAGCACGGACGAGAACGUUUGCCAAACCAAUUCUGGCCUUGGCCGUGUGGUUGCAAACAACAUGCUAGCCGCGCUUGAACGUCUUGGAGAGAUGGACGAUGUGCUCAAGGUUCAUGAGUUGCCUGAGAACACCGCCUCCCGUUCACUGUUUGAAAGCCUCCAAAACCAACUCUACUGGACUAUUCGUCUCCUUAUCAAGCGUCAUGUCUUUGUCUGGAGUCCGUACGAGAUUGUUUACUGUGCUCAAGAGGUCAUCAAUGAGUUACACAAGGCUACUGUGCAGCGUCGACUCGCAACACCCUUUGAUCUGCAUAGCUUAGCUCUUGCAUCGAUGACUCUGCUCGAAGCCACAGUGAUUCCUGAAUUCUCAAAUGAAUGCUGGGACUCGCUGAGCAAGCUGGAAGAAAUCCUGGAUCACCGUGAAAACAACGCAACCCAGCUGGGUGAAUACGAGAACAUUUUCGGUACUCCCGGCUGGGAUGCGAAGAUCCGCGUUUUCCUCGAAUGGCGGCGCGUUAAAUCGCAGGAAAGCCAGUUACAGGAUGCGGUUAGCGGUAUGAACAAGGCAUCCUCCAGCGCGCAGCCUCCUAUGGGCCCCAACGAGCAGCGCUCUUUGCAACACUUGGCCGAUUUGGCAGUUGGCGCUGAAGGCUCUGUGGGUCAGAAUACCUCUGCUACUCCUCCUCCAGCUCUUUCUGCCGAACAUGGAGAGACCUCACCAAACCUUGCUCCACAGCUGACACAGCCUCAUGGUGGAGCUGGUCGUAUUGUUGUUGAUUUUACUAUGCUAACUAAAGAAGGUUACUUGAAUGUGUUCUCUGGUUUGAUUUAUAACCGGCGUGCUCGCUAG
Messenger RNA from Penicillium malachiteum, 2439 nucleotides. RefSeq names its product putative C6 finger domain protein. The record is from RefSeq and is a predicted model, not a curated record. The transcript is spliced from 5 exons. The coding region runs from base 1 to 2439 and encodes 812 amino acids. Gene Ontology annotation, molecular function: zinc ion binding; DNA-binding transcription factor activity, RNA polymerase II-specific. Gene Ontology annotation, cellular component: nucleus. NCBI's taxonomy places the organism in Eukaryota, Fungi, Ascomycota, Eurotiomycetes, Eurotiales, Aspergillaceae.